This is a messenger RNA of Rosa chinensis, 1677 nucleotides long. Its product is annotated as probable protein S-acyltransferase 4. Gene Ontology annotation, cellular component: endoplasmic reticulum; Golgi apparatus. Gene Ontology annotation, biological process: protein targeting to membrane; peptidyl-L-cysteine S-palmitoylation. Gene Ontology annotation, molecular function: protein-cysteine S-palmitoyltransferase activity. Bases 359 to 1651 code for a protein of 430 amino acids. The transcript has 5 exons. The record is from RefSeq and is a predicted model, not a curated record. NCBI's taxonomy places the organism in Eukaryota, Viridiplantae, Streptophyta, Magnoliopsida, Rosales, Rosaceae.
AGUGUGUUAUGUUAGAGAGGAGAGAGAAACAAAGAGAGACAGAUGGCGAAAGUCUUGUUGGCCUUGGUACAAUCCGUCUCCCUCCCUCAACAAACAAACAAAGAAAGCUUGUUGUUGAGCACAACUCAGAGGAGGAAGAGGAGCUAGCUCAUCUUGGUCUGGUGUUAAUCCCAAACCUAAGCCCACAACUCUCUCUCUCUCUCUCUCUCUCUCUCUCUGCUCCUUCAAAUAAAUUUUCUGUUGUUUCUUGAAUUUUUUCGUGGGUUUCUCAAAUGUUAUGAUGCUAUGGAACAACAAAGUAUAAUGAAGAGAGGGGAAUAGAACAAUUUCGAGCUUCUGGGUUUUGUCUUCGUAAUUAAUGGCACACGAUAAACCCAAGAGGCUCUACCAACUUUGGAAGGGAAGCAAUAACUUUUUCUUUGGAGGGAGAUUAGUUUUUGGUCCUGAUGUUGCAUCUCUUACUCUGUCUGUGCUUCUUAUUGCUGUCCCAGCAAUAACCUUUUGUAUAAAGGUUUAUUUUAAACUCCAACAUGUAAUUAAAAAGGAGGACAGUAUUUGGUAUCCUGUAUUAAUUGUCGGCUCAUUGCUUACUGCUUUGGAUUUAACAUUUCUAUUCUUGACAUCUGGUCGAGAUCCUGGGAUAAUCCCUAGAAAUUCAAAUCCUCCUGAAUCAGAUGAAGCAUUUAAUGUAACUACCCCAUCCAUGGAGUGGGUUAACGGAAGAACUCCUCAUCUGAAACUACCGCGAACAAAAGAGGUCAAUAUUAAUGGUCACUCGGUAAAAGUGAAGUACUGUGAUACUUGUUUUCUUUAUCGGCCUCCCCGUGCAUCUCAUUGUUCUAUCUGCAACAAUUGUGUUCAGCGGUUUGAUCAUCAUUGUCCAUGGGUUGGUCAGUGCAUUGGAAUUCGUAACUAUCGAUUUUUCUUAAUGUUCAUAUCAACAUCAACCAUACUGUGCAUAUAUGUGUUCUCCUUCACUUGGGUGAACAUUAUUGAGACCAAGAAUAUCCGGACAGCUAUGUCAAAAGAUAUUCUAUCAGAUUUUCUUUUAGCUUACUGCUUCAUUGCUGUUUGGUUUGUGGGUGGCCUUACAAUUUUCCAUUCCUACUUGAUAUGCACCAACCAGACGACGUAUGAGAACUUCCGGUAUCGUUAUGAUCAGAAGGAGAACCCAUAUAACAAAGGAGUGAUUUGGAACUUCAAAGAAAUUUUUUUCUCCAGCAUCCCUCCUUCAGUGAUUAGAUUCCGAUCAUUCAUUGACACAGAUGAACAGGUGAUUGUAGAAUCCGUAGCCCCAAAUCUUGGAGAAGGUAUUAUGAGCUCAAAAGAGAAAAUUGAUAUUGAAAUGGGAACUGGGAUAGCGGAUGACAAUGGCUUUGCAAUUCCGGAUAUAUUGCGAAAUCUUGAAUUUGUUGAUUAUGAGGAGGAUUUGAAGAAUCAAGGGGAAGAGCAAGAACCUGCUUCGUUUGACUCUUUUCAGCCAGAAGGAAAAGAAUCAUUGAAAUGCUCAAUAAAUAUAGAUGAAAGUAUAGAAUCUGUGCAUAGCUAUACUAUAAGGAAUGAACUUAGAGAAUAUAUCCAGAGUACUAUUUCCUUGGGGGGAGCAAUUGAGAAAGGUGAUUGUGAAAAUAAUUCUCAUGAAACCUUAUAAUAUGUUUUUCAAUCAUGAAGGGUGCG